Molecule: messenger RNA, 2138 nt
Organism: Arachis duranensis
Lineage: Eukaryota; Viridiplantae; Streptophyta; Magnoliopsida; Fabales; Fabaceae
Product: AP2-like ethylene-responsive transcription factor ANT
Exons: 9
Coding region: 145-1833 (562 amino acids)
Biological process (GO): regulation of DNA-templated transcription
Molecular function (GO): DNA-binding transcription factor activity; DNA binding
Source: RefSeq, a predicted model, not a curated record
GAAGGGAAGUAUUGCUUGCUGGAUCACAUUCAUUCCUUUUGUUUUGUUUAAAGGAAUUUGCUUUGUUUCCUUUACAAAUGUUCCCAUUUAUACACAUUAUUAUUCCACAUACACAAUUAACAAAACAACUUCUUCCUCAAUAUCAUGAAUCAUGCCUCAACUCAAAUCAUGAAGACCCUCCUAGAUGCUGACACCAUUGUUAACUUGAACAAUCAAAAUAAUAUACUAGGUGUUCCUUCACACCCUUCUUCUUCUGCUGCUGUAGAAGCAGUUCUACCACCAAGCUUUUGCUGUUACUAUGGAGUUGAAGGUGAAAAUGUUGGAUGGUAUCCACCACUCCCUGUCUUGCCCCUUAAAUCCGAUGGCUCUCUCUUUGACAUAGAAGCUCUCAGCAGAACAAAACAACAAGCGCCAAAACUGGAGGAUUUCUUUGGUGGGCAAAGCCAAACAACGGUGACUCCUGAAUGCAACAACGCCAGAGAAGCACUGCCUCUGAACUAUAACAUGUUUCACAAUCCAAAUUAUCUAAAUCAUGUACAAGAGAAUAUCAACUUGCUUCAUGAUGUUAACCAGCAACACUCAUAUUAUUCUUCUGCAUCAAGAAACAACAACAACCAUCAUCAGGUGAUGCUACAAGGAUACAAUAUGGCUAAGGAGGAAGUGCCUGGUAUCCACCAUGCAAUGGAGGCAAAACUGGUUGUUCCUUUGGACGAUAAUAGAGGUGAAUCGCUGUCCAUUGGAUCGGUGGCGUUCGGGGAUUUACAGUCACUGAGGUUGUCCAUGAGUCCAAGCUCCCAAUCAAGUUGUGUCACAACCUCACAACAAGCAUCACAUGCUGUCAUGAGCACUUCAAAGAAGAGGGUGCAUGAUGAAAUGGUGGAGCAGAACCAGAAGCAAAUUGCUCAUAGAAAAUCCAUUGAUACCUUUGGUCAGAGAACAUCUCAAUAUAGAGGUGUUACAAGGCAUAGGUGGACUGGUAGAUAUGAAGCUCAUCUAUGGGACAAUAGUUGCAAGAAAGAGGGUCAGAGUAGGAAAGGAAGGCAAGUUUAUCUAGGGGGUUAUGAUAUGGAAGAAAAAGCAGCGAGAGCUUAUGAUUUGGCUGCACUCAAGUAUUGGGGACCCUCCACUCAUACAAACUUCCCAUUGGAAAAUUAUCAAAAUGAGCUUGUGCAAAUGAAGAACAUGACUAGGCAGGAAUAUGUUGCUCAUUUACGAAGAAAAAGCAGCGGAUUCUCAAGAGGGGCUUCAAUCUACAGAGGAGUAACAAGCAGACACCAUCAGCAUGGAAGGUGGCAAGCCCGAAUUGGAAGAGUGGCUGGAAACAAAGAUCUAUAUCUUGGGACAUUCAGUACCCAAGAGGAAGCUGCUGAAGCAUACGACAUUGCUGCUAUAAAAUUCCGAGGAGUUAAUGCAGUAACUAACUUUGAAAUAAUCAGAUACGAUGUGGAAAAAAUUAUGGCAAGCAAUGACCUUCUUAGCAUUGAACAAGCUAGGAGAAAAAGAGAGGUCAUUGUUAAUAAUAACCAUAAACCAUCUACUAUUGAAGAAUCGAUUCUAAUGCACAAGAGCUGCAAAAACCCUCAGAUCAUGAUGAUUAAUCAUCCACCAACAAUGGCAUUAGAGGAGGAAUCAAGUAGUAAGACUGGAACACAUAUUUCAAAUGAAGAUAAGACAGGUUUGCCAAUUCUCUAUGGAAGACCUUCAACAACAGCAGCCUCUACUAGAUUACUGGCUACCAUUCCAACCGGUUGGGACCAACCACCAUCACAUCUGAGACCUAAUAAGCUUUCCUUGCCUCAGAUGCCAGUUUUUGCUGCAUGGACAGACGCAUAAUCUUAUACAUAUGAUGAGCCAUGUUAUUUACUUCACACUAACGAAACUUAGCUUAAUGGUGGUAACUAAGAAAAGAUUAUGCCUUAUAAUGGGUUCAUACCAAAAUUACAAGUGGAGAGGUUAGUGUUGGCAUGCGCAAGAAAUAGGAAUUUUCCAUAAGUUAGAUGUUGAAAAAAUAUUUCCAAUUUAUUUGUGCUUUUUAGUUUUUUUUUUCUCUCUUGAAAAAAUUGGCAAGCUGUUUUAUGCAUGCAUGUACACAAAAAUGUUUGAGUCACACUCAAAUGCAUUAGGUUAUAAAAAAAAUG